CAGACGGAAAGCUCUUUCUCCUCUCCUCUCUUCUUCGCCAAAAAAAACCUAAUUUCUGAAUUAAACCACAGAAGCAAUCGAAGGUCGUUUAAUCGAUUGAUUAAGUAAUUCAAUCGGAGAUAGCAAUGGCAGGAAACAGCGGCAGGCAGAAGAAACAGUCGUCAUUCUCGCUGUUCGGCAUGUUUCGCGGCGGCAGAAAUCGAGGCAGCAAGGGCGGCCGGCGGUCGAUAGAGGAGGAGCAGGAGUACAGCGUGAAGGCGUACAAGGUGUAUCCGAGCGACGAAGACAGAGGUCGGUGGGUAGCGGAGCCAGGAAUCGAUAAUAAGGCAUCGGCUUACAUCACUCACACCACUCACAAGUGGGAAAAUAUCUACGACACUUAAACAAACUGAUUAUUGCUAUUACUUUAAUUAAUUAAGCUUCGAUUCAUCACUAUUCAUUCGGUUCGUGUAUCGAUUAAUUUCUGCAUAUAUGGGUUGAUUAGCUUAGCUUAGCUUAGUUUGUUUGCUGCGUUAAUUUGAAUUUGGUUGGUCCGAUCGUAGAUCUCCAUGGAUGUUGUUGUUGUUGUUGUUCAUUGCUCUCUAGCUAGAUUAGUUUCUUCCUUGUAUUAUAUACAAUAACACACAUAUAUAUACAUGUAUUGGUUCUUUGAUUAUUGCUCUAUAUUGUAAUAUGCAUUUGUUAUUUCUUGUUUG
This is a messenger RNA of Andrographis paniculata, 695 nucleotides long. RefSeq lists its product as uncharacterized. The coding region runs from base 126 to 383 and encodes 85 amino acids. The record is from RefSeq and is a predicted model, not a curated record. The transcript has a single exon. NCBI's taxonomy places the organism in Eukaryota, Viridiplantae, Streptophyta, Magnoliopsida, Lamiales, Acanthaceae.